Molecule: messenger RNA, 3833 nt
Organism: Mus caroli (Ryukyu mouse)
Lineage: Eukaryota; Metazoa; Chordata; Mammalia; Rodentia; Muridae
Product: zinc finger protein 426
Biological process (GO): regulation of DNA-templated transcription
Cellular component (GO): nucleus
Source: RefSeq, a predicted model, not a curated record
CUUAUCUGCACUGAAGAGUUGCGGAGUUGGCUGGCAUUCGUGAGUUCUGCGGUACAGGGACUACCUGGAGGCCGAGGGGGAGAUAGAGAAGGAGAGUGCAGAGCUCUGCUCCGCUUGCCACGGCGCCUCCGGGCGCGGCCAAGCCUGAGUCCUCUCUGGCUGUCAGUCGCCAAGAAAUGAAAUUUUGCCGGAGUAGUUGGAGUGAUCAGCGUCAUAAACAUUGCGAUUUCAGCGCCUCUGGUGAGCAUUCAGUGAAAGGUCGCUUUUGGAAAAGGCCGUAUUUUUAAGAAAAUAUUAGAGACGAAUGUCGGGUUUUGUUUUCAAACUGGACUCAGGCUGGCCUUGAACUCCCUGUGUAGCUGAGGAUGACCUUGUGCUCAUGAACUUCCUGUUUCCACUUCCUAAGUGCUGGGAUUCCAGGUGAUAGAGUGCCACUGUCCACUGAAAUUCAUCCGCUGCACUAAAGCAAAGCUUGCCUCAGUGAAAGGAGUAUUCAUGCAGACUUCCGUGUUACAGGAUGGCAGCUCCUGCUUCGUCCCAUGGUCCUUCAGAGGACUCAGGCUGCCUUCAGGAAGGAAAACUACCACCAGAAAUGAUGUCGGCUGAUUGCCUGACAGAUGAUCAGGAGUUAGUGAGCUUUGAGGAUGUGAUUGUGGACUUUACCCAAGAGGAGUGGACCUCACUGAACCCAGAUCAGAGGAACCUCUACAGAGAUGUGAUGCUGGAGAACUACCAGAACCUGGCCACAGUAGGGUAUCAGCUCAUCAAACCCAGUUUGAUCUCUUGGUUGGAACAAGAAGAGUUUAGUAAAGGUCAGAAGAUAGUUUUCCCAGAAUGGAAAUUACAGCUUGAAACCAAAUGUUCAGCAUUCCAGCAGGAAUUUCUGAGGGGUAACUUAUCCAAUAGAAUGCAAAUGCAGACAGGAAUCAACAGAGGAAGGGAGCUCUGUGACGGGACGCAAUAUGGAGACUUCUUCAGUGAACUCUCACCCCUCAGGACAGAUAUGAAAACUCAACCUGCACAGGAUAAUUAUGGUUGUAGUCAGUACAGAAAAGACUUUCUAAUGCUUCAGAGGAAAAACUGUGCUGGUGAGAAACUUUCUGAGUUCAGUCAGAGUGAAGAAACCGGCAUGACCCCAGUUAAAGCUUAUGAGAAAAUUGCUACACAAGAGAAAGGGUUUGAAUGCAGCGACUGUGGGAAGUCCUUUAUGAGCCAGUCACACCUUCAGACACACCAGAGAACUCACAGUGGAGACAAACUUUAUGAAUGGAAUGAGUGUGGGAGAAGUUUUAUAAACUCAAGACUUGCUGUGCUUAUAGAAACUCUCAAUGCAAAGAAACCUCACAGAUGUAAGGAAUGUGGGAAAGGCUAUAGAUAUCCUGCAUAUCUAAAUAUUCACAUGCGAACUCACACUGGCGAAAAGCCCUAUGAAUGUAAGGAGUGUGGGAAAGCCUUCAAUUAUUCCAAUUCAUUUCAGAUCCAUGGAAGAACUCACACAGGAGAGAAGCCCUAUGUAUGUAAUCAGUGUGGGAAAGCCUUCACUCAGCACUCAGGUCUUAGUAUACAUGUAAGGUCUCACAAUGGAGACAAGCCCUAUGAAUGUAAGGAGUGUGGGAAAGCCUUCCUUACAUCCUCUCGACUUAUUCAACAUAUAAGAACUCACACAGGAGAAAAGCCUUUUGUGUGUGUGAAAUGUGGGAAAGCCUUUGCUAUUUCUUCAAACCUUAAUGGGCAUCUGAAAUUGCAUGCUGAAGAGAAGACCUGUGAGUGCAAGAUUUGUGGGAAAGCAUUUGGAUAUCUUUCAUGUCUUAAUAAUCACAUGAGAACUCACAAUGCUAAAAAAUCAUACACGUGCAAAGAGUGUGGGAAGGCCUUUAACUAUUCUACCCACCUUAAAAUUCACAUGCGAAUCCACACUGGAGAAAAACCCUAUGAGUGUAAACAGUGUGGGAAAGCCUUCAGUCACUCCACUUCAUUUCAGAUCCAUGAAAGAACCCACACUGGAGAGAAGCCCUAUGAAUGUAAGGAGUGUGGGAAAGCCUUCAUCUGUCCCAGUUCCUUCAGGAUUCAUGAAAUAAGUCACACCCACACUGAAGAGAAACCCUAUAAGUGUCAGCAGUGUGGAAAAGCCUACAGUCAUCCUCGUUCACUUCGCAGACAUGAAAGAAUUCACUAGAGAGAAGCCUAGUUGAUGGAAGCAAUGUGAGGAAGCCCUUGUUUGUGCUCAUGUACUUUGAAGACAUGAUGGUACUCACACUGGGGAGAAACUAUGAAAUUAGAUACUUAGCUUAGAGAGGUGCUGUGUUGCCAUACUGAGCAACACAAAUACUCCAUGUCAAAAAAAUUAAAGUGGAUGCUGGCAAGAUGGCUCAGUGGGUAAAAGCACUUGAUGGGAAUGUCUGACAGCUUGAAUCUGAUCCACACUCAUGUAAAGCAGACAGAUGUAGUGGCAUACAUCUGUAUUCUCAGCAUUCCUACAAGAUCACCUGGAACCUUGCAGGCCAGCUAGUCUAUGUAGCAUGGCAGAGAGGAAGACUGACUCAACAAGGUAGAAGAUUUAAUGCCUUAAAGUUGACCUCUGAUCUCCAUGUGUCUGUCCACCCUCCCACAUAUACCACAGUAAUACAAAAAUGUUUAAAGAAUUGAAAUGAGGGCUGUUGAGAUGGCUCAGCAGACAAAAGCAUUCUCCAUACACUCCUGACUACCCAUUUUCUAUCCCUGAAUCCCACAUUGUAAAGAGAGAAUUGGCUCCUAAAAAGCUGCCUUCUGACCUCCACAUGAAUGCUGUGGCAUGCACUCCCCCCAAUAAUAUUACAUUUUAAAAAUUCAAGUGAGGGACUGCAGAGAUGAUUCAAAUAGUUACAAGCAUCUGCUAUACUUUCAGAGGGCCAGGCUUCAGUUCCCAGCACUCACAUGGUAGCUUGUAGCCAUCCAUAACUAGGUGAAGGGGAUUUGGGCCCCUUCUGGCCUCUGUGAUCACUCAGCAUACACAUGAGUGCGUCUGUGCAGGCAAAACAUGUAUAAAAUAAAAAUAAUAAAAAGCAAAUGAGGUUGCCAUGAGUCCAUUAGAAGUGACUAAUGUCCUCAAGAGGUUAAGAUGCUGCAGGAUGCACACAGAGAAGACCAUGGGAACUUCAGACAGCCUUCUGCAAAUGGAGACAAGUGGCUACCACAAGUGUUUCUACUAAGGCCUCCAGAGGAAACUACCUGAAUUAUGCUGAUCUCUGAUUUCCAGCCUCCAGAUUGUAAGAAAUAAAUAACCAUGUUUAAGUUACUGGUCUAUUACUUUGCUGCAUUAGCUCUAACAAAUUGUGUGUGUAAGGAGAGAACUGACUUCCACAAACUCCUCUAGUCUCCAUGAAUACACACGGGCAUAUUGGCUUAUGCACACACACGUGAGAAAAAAAGCCUAGAUUUUAAAGUUAUUUGUCCUGCAUUCUCAACCAUUCUCUUAUUUCUGAAGUCAGUAAUUGAGAAGGAGUGACCUUUUGGAGGAGUCAUGUUGCCUUGUUUUUGUUUUGUGGUUUUAUUUUGUUGUUUAUUUGUUUUAAGAUAAGGUUUCCCAAUGUAGCCCUGUCUGUCUGUCUGUCCUGGAACUUGCUAUUGAUCUUCUUGUGUUUCUAAACUGUGAUUUACAUAUGUGGUUGGAUCUCUUCUAGUUUUAUUUGAAGUUCUUAGUGAGAAGCCUUUUUAGAGGUCACCCCUGGUACUAUUCAGAGAGGAGAAAACCAACUAUUAUAAUAGCAAUAGAACCAAAGAACCCAGAUACAGAAAAACAGUUAGAAUCAAUUGACAUUGCCUGUACCACCAAUGAUCACACAAAAGAAAAUAUU